CCGCAACUCCAAACAUCGCGAUUAAUGGAAGGCCUGUGGUCCCUGCCUGCCCUGGGUGCUCAUGGAACCAGCUGCUGCCCUGCACUUCUCCCUGCCAUCCUCCCUCCUCCUCCUCCUUCUCAGCCUGUGUGCACUGGUCUCAGCCCAGUUUACUGUCGUGGGGCCAGCUAGUCCCAUCCUGGCCAUGGUGGGAGAAAACACUAUGUUAUGCUGCCAUCUGUCACCUGAGAAAAAUGCUGAGGACAUGGAGGUGCGGUGGUUCCGGUCUCAGUUCUCCCCCUCAGUGUUUGUGUAUAAAGGUGGGAGAGAGAGAACAGAGGAGCAGAUGGAGGAGUACCGAGGAAGAACCACCUUUGUGAGCAAAGACAUGAGCAGGGGCAGCGUGGCCCUGGUCAUACACAACAUCACAGCCCAGGAGAAUGGCAUCUACCACUGUUACUUCCAAGAAGGCAGGUCCUACGAUGAGGCCAUCCUGCGCCUCGUGGUGGCAGGCCUUGGCUCUAAGCCCCUCAUUGAAAUCAAGGCCCGAGAGGAUGGGAGCAUUUGGCUGGAGUGCAUAUCUAAAGGGUGGUACCCAGAGCCCCUCACAGUGUGGAGGGACCCCUACAGUGAGAUUGUGCCCACCCUGAAGGAGGUUUCCAUCGCUGAUGCAGACGGCCUCUUCAUGGUCACCACAGCUGUGAUCAUCAGAGACAAGUCUGUGAGGAAUGUAUCCUGCUCUGUCAACAACACCCUGCUCGGCCAGGAGAAGGAAACUGUCAUUUUUAUUCCAGAAUCCUUUAUGCCCAGCACAUCUCCGUGGAUGGUGGCCCUGGCUGUCAUCCUGACCACAUCUCCCUGGAUGAUGUCCAUGGCUGUCAUCCUGGCUCUUUUCAUCAUCUUCAUGGCUGUGAGCAUCUGUUGCAUCAAGAAACUUCAAAGGGAAAAAAAGAUUCUGUCAGGGGAAAAGGAAGUUGAACAAGAGGAAAAAGAAAUUGCACAGCACCUUCAAGAAGAAUUGCGAUGGAGAAGAACAUUCUUACAUGCUGCUGAUGUGGUCCUGGAUCCAGACACCGCUCAUCCCGAGCUCUUCCUGUCAGAGGACCGGAGAAGUGUGAGACGGGGCCCCUACAGGCAGAGAGUGCCUGACAACCCAGAGAGAUUCGACAGUCAGCCUUGUGUCCUGGGAUGGGAGAGCUUCACCUCAGGGAAACAUUACUGGGAGGUGGAGGUGGAAAACGUGAUGGUGUGGACUGUGGGGGUCUGUAGAGACAGUGUUGAGAGGAAAGGGGAGGUCCUGCUGAUUCCUCAGAAUGGCUUCUGGACCCUGGAGAUGUUUGGAAACCAAUACCGGGCCCUGUCCUCCCCUGAUAGGAUUCUCCCUUUGAAGGAGUCCCUUUGCCGGGUGGCCAUCUUCCUGGACUAUGAAGCUGGAGAUGUCUCCUUCUACAACAUGAGGGACAGAUCACACAUCUACACGUGUCCCCGUUCAGCAUUUUCCAUGCCUGUGAGGCCCUUCUUCAGGAUAGGGUCUGAUGACAGCCCCAUCUUCAUCUGCCCUGCCCUCACAGGAGCAAAUGGGGUCACAGUGCCUGAAGAGGGCCUGACACUUCACAGAGUGGGGACGCAGCAGAGCCUAUAGAAUGAAUUCCCUGGACUCACAGCCAUGCAGAUAAGCCCUGGCCAUCUCAGCAGCCACUGCACAAUGUUGUUGGUGGAAGACACGCCCUCCUCCCCUCUGGUCACAUAAGAGAACAGCUUCCAGCUGCCUUUUCACACCCACUGCAGCCCUCAGCCCCAGCUUUCUCCUCCUCACUAGGCUGUGGCUUUAGCAGUUCCUUUGCUUGUAAUUAUGGGAUGGGAUCCAGGCAUAGGGAACUAGUUGUUUCUUAGCUCCCAGCCAAGAAGAAAGUGUGAGAAGCUGUUGGGCAGCGAAUCUGCUGCUGAACAUCAGGAUGACCACAUUGAGCCCAAGAUGCCAGUUGGCACCAGAUGCUGUGGACUUGGAAUGAGGCCAACAGGAUUUGCCAGGAUGAGAGAGGAUAGAGGAAUCCACAGGACCACCAGGGGAUAGAGGGAACCAGAUAUGCAGGUCCGAGAUAGAGGAAGUGGAACCAGAGAGCUGGGAGGCACCAAAGUUGUAAGGAUGGCUAAGUCCCACCAUAACAGCUAAAGGGUCCUGGGAGAUGAUGGCUCAUUUCCACCCAACCCCAGGAUUUCCACAGCAUACACCCACAGGCCUGGACCUGGGACAAAGAUGAAUGAAGAACAUGGACUCAUGUGGAUGUGGUUUGGCUCACGUGUCCCUGCAAUAAACAAGGAGUAAGUACUUAGUCCCUGAGUGUGGUUGAGGUUUGAGGUCCUGGUCGAGCAGGGAAGUACUGGACCUGGUCUAGGUCAGCAUUCAGAUUCAAUGGGGACACCAGUGGCUUCAAACUUCCUGAUCUAACUAUGUCUUUAGACACUUAGAAAUUAUUGAGGACCUUACAGAGCUUUUGUUUAUUUGGGUUAAUAUUUGUUAAUAUUUAUGGCAUUUGACAUUGAAACAAAAAUUUAAAAUGUUAUCUUUUAAUUCAUAUUAAAAUAGCAUGAAUAAAUCAAUUAUAGGUUAAUAUAAAUAGGAUGUUUUGUGAAAAAGCAAUCUAUUGUGUCCAAAUAAAAGAACAAGAAGUGUGACACUGGUUCACUUUUUCCAAAUCUAAUGUCUGGCUUAAUAGAAGAUGUUUGUGUUCUCAUAUCUGCCUUUGUAUUAAACCUAUUGGUAUAUCAUAGGUCAUAUUGGCUCAAAAAACCUUUACUGCACCCUACUGAAAUAAUGAGAUGAAAAACGAUCAAUGUUUCAUUAUUAUUAUUGUGAAAAUAGUACUAACAUUGGGGACUCCUUAAGAGUACGUCAGAGUUCGCGCUAGGAAUCCCAGGACCACAUUUGGAAACUAGAAUAGUGGAUCCUGGAAGUUAAUCCAUGUGCUGGUUAAUUUUAGAUGUCACCUUGACUAGAUUAAGGAAUACCUAGACAACUGGUACAACAUUAUUUCUGGGUGUGUCUGUGAGUGUGUUUCCAGAAGAGAUUGGCAUGUGAGUCAGUAGGAAAUUCUCCUCCAAUUGGCUGGGGGCCCAAUAAAACCAAAAGGCAGAGGAAAGGCAAAUUCUUCUCUCCUCCGGAGCUGAGACACUCUUCUUCUUCUGCCCUUGGACAUCAGAACUCCUGGCUCUCUGGCCUUUGAACUUUGGGACCUGUACCAGGAGUCCCUGGGUUCUCAGGCCUUUGGCUUUGGACUGAGAGUUACACAAUCAUCUUCCCUGGCUGUGAGGCUUUCUGACUUCCAAUGAGCCGUGCUACCAGCAUCCCAGGGUCUCCAGCCUAUAGACGCGCUGUUGUGUGAUUUCUUAGCCUCUCUAUUCACAUGAGUCAAUUUCCUUAAUAAAUGCCUGCUCAUAAAUCUGUAUCUAUAUCUAUAUCUGUAUGUGUAUCUAUAUCUAUAUCUAUAUCUAUAUCUAUAUCUAUAUCUAUAUCUAUAUCUAUAUCGUAUUGGUUUGUCUCUCUGGAGAACCCUGACUAAUACAAUCAGGCAUCUAAAA
Messenger RNA from Piliocolobus tephrosceles (Ugandan red Colobus), 3558 nucleotides. It is a transcript of the gene BTN2A2, whose product is annotated as butyrophilin subfamily 2 member A2. The transcript has 8 exons. The coding region runs from base 62 to 1621 and encodes 519 amino acids. Gene Ontology annotation, cellular component: external side of plasma membrane. Gene Ontology annotation, molecular function: signaling receptor binding. Lineage: Eukaryota; Metazoa; Chordata; Mammalia; Primates; Cercopithecidae. Gene Ontology annotation, biological process: regulation of cytokine production; T cell receptor signaling pathway. The record is from RefSeq and is a predicted model, not a curated record.